AUAACAAAAAGAAAAAGAGUAGCUCUACCAUAUUUUCUUGCCCCAAACUCGCUUUUGGGAUUUCAUUACUAAUCCAGAAAACAAAAAAGGAAGAAGAGAUAAUUAAGAAGUAUAUCAUUAUCUUUGCUUCUCUUUUUUUUUUAAAUCUAUUUUUGCCCCACACACCCAACAGAAAAAGGAAGGAAGAAAAUCAGGAUUCUUCUUCCUAAUCCCUCCUCGAUUCUCCCAAGAAAGUCCCGUCGCCACCGUCAAAUUCCUCCGACAUGGAUCUCCUCCUCUUAUCCGUUCGAAGCUGUUAGUCGAUUUCACAGUCUCCAUCCCUGCUAGGCAGCUCCAGAUGGAUGACCACAUCAAUGGCAACAAGGUGACCGGGAUUCGCCAAAUCGUCAGGCUAAGGGAGAUCCUCCACAAGUGGCAAGCCGUCACCAUCGGCUCGUCGUCGUCGUCGUCAAGAUCCAACGGCGGCGGCGGUGCAACAUCUCGCGUUAGCCAGCCGGCUCUAGGAGGGAUCUCCCCGGCGAUCAACAACAGAGUGGCGAACAUCAUCAAGAGCAGCUGCGACUCCGACGAGGAAGGAUGCCCGAGCCCCGACGCCGAGCCGCCGGUCGACGUCCCAAAGGGUUACCUGGCGGUUUACGUCGGGCCGGAGCUCCGGAGGUUCAUCAUCCCGACGAGCUACCUGAGCCACUCGUUGUUCAAGGUGCUGCUGGAGAAGGCGGAGGAGGAGUUUGGGUUCGACCACAGCGGCGGUCUAACCAUCCCUUGUGAGAUCGAGACCUUUAAGUUUCUGCUCAAAUGCAUGGAGCAUCAUCCCAAGGAUCAUAAUGCAGAUGAUGAUGAUGAUGAUGAUGGCACAGGUAAUAAGCAAUGAACUAUCAUGAGUAUUCAU
Molecule: messenger RNA, 889 nt
Organism: Linum tenue
Lineage: Eukaryota; Viridiplantae; Streptophyta; Magnoliopsida; Malpighiales; Linaceae
Source: the annotation of a GenBank genome assembly